AUGACUUCCAUAUCCGAGAAUCACCGUCUACUCGGUGCCUCCGUGCUGACACAAGAUAGUGAAGCAACUUUCAUUGACGUGUAUCGCGACGCUGAGAUGGCUUCAAGCAGUGCCCGUGAUAGAGAUGGUCUUCCACCUUGGGACCAGCUUAUCAUUGACAUUAAAGAUUAUGUCUUUCACUAUAGAAUAACCAAUCCUACGGCAUGGAGACGAUCUCGUGAAGUCCUCCUUGACACUAUUGGAUGUGCCGUCUUGGCUGCGAACACCAGCUCUGAGUGUAAGACGCUUCUAGGCCCAUUCAUACCAGGCACCGAAGUGAGCUAUGGUUUCCGCUUGCCGGGGACCUCCUUCGUGCUGGACCCGGUGAAAGGGGCUUGGGAUAUGGGAACCAUGAUCCGCUGGUUGGAUUUCAGUGACUGCAUUGGCGGAGUUGACUGGGGCCACCCUUCCGACAAUCUUGGCGCAAUAUUGGCUGUGAGCGAUUGGAUAACCCAGUCGAAUAUCCCGCGUGGAUCGGGUGCACCGCCUUUGACCAUCCAUACGCUAUUGGAGGCGCUCAUCAAGGCGACGGAGAUCCAGGGGACGUUCAACGUCCAGAACUCCUUUAACAAUCUUGGCCUUGACCACACCGCCCUCGUUAAGCUAGCAUCAACGGCCGUGGUUUCCUGGCUGUUGGGGCUGAGCGAAGACCAGACAUGCGCGGCCAUAUCCCAUGUAUUCAUGGACGGCGCUCCGCUUCGGGUCUUCCGUGCCGGUACCAACACGAUCCCCCGCAAGGCGUGGGCCGCGGGUGAUGCGUGCAUGCGAGCCGUGCAGAUCGCCCUCCUUGUGCGGAACGGACAGCCCGGGGCCCGUACCGUGCUGAGCAUGCCGAGAUGGGGUUUCUACGAGAACACCUGGCGCGGCAAAACGUUCGAGUUCCCAGCCCCGGAGCCCGGCCACCUUGCCACGUCGGCGGAGUUCCCUUACUCCAUUUUCCAGACGUAUAUUAUGGAGCGUGUGGCUCUCAAGCUAGUGCCUUGCGAGGGUCAUGCGCUGUUCGCUAUCGAGGCCAUGCGGGAACAAUCACAGCGACUGCGCGACCGCGGGCUGGAUCCGGAUCGGGACGUGACGAGCAUUACGCUCAAGGCCUGUAGGCCCAUCGUACUGAUUCUCGACAAGCCUGGCGUACUGCAGAACUAUGCUGAUCGCGACCAUUCGAUCCAGUACGUGCUGGGGGUGACGCUUCUCAAGGGCGAGCCACCAUCGACAGAGGAUUAUCGAGACGACAGCCCUUGGGCCUCCAGCAAGGCAUUGAGAAAUGUGGCCAAGAAGAUGCAGGUUGUCGAGGACGACGGAUUCACUCAGGAGUAUCUGUCCAACAGCAGGACUGAUCCGAGCCCGCCUGUUGCGAGUGUGACCAUUUUUCUGAAGUCGGGUGAAGUGCUAGACGAGGUGGUCGCGCGGGAUUGUCCUGGAACUCCUGCGAAUUCGAAUACGAGUGCAGGAGCCACGAAGAAGUUCAGGGACAACAUGAAAGUCAGUGGCUUUAGCAGCGAGAAGAUUGGCGGGAUUGAAAGACUAGUGAUGGAUGGAGAUAACUUGCCUAUCACUGACUUGGUCAACUUGCUCGCCGUCUAA
Diaporthe amygdali is the source of this 1620-nucleotide messenger RNA. RefSeq lists its product as uncharacterized. Gene Ontology annotation, molecular function: lyase activity. The transcript has 3 exons. Lineage: Eukaryota; Fungi; Ascomycota; Sordariomycetes; Diaporthales; Diaporthaceae. The record is from RefSeq and is a predicted model, not a curated record. The coding region runs from base 1 to 1620 and encodes 539 amino acids.